Magnolia sinica is the source of this 1631-nucleotide messenger RNA. RefSeq names its product ATP synthase subunit gamma, mitochondrial-like. Gene Ontology annotation, molecular function: proton-transporting ATP synthase activity, rotational mechanism. Gene Ontology annotation, biological process: proton motive force-driven ATP synthesis. Bases 227 to 1216 code for a protein of 329 amino acids. The record is from RefSeq and is a predicted model, not a curated record. The transcript has 9 exons. NCBI's taxonomy places the organism in Eukaryota, Viridiplantae, Streptophyta, Magnoliopsida, Magnoliales, Magnoliaceae.
AAGGAAAGUGGACAGGCCAUCGCCCAGAUUUCAUCAAGACUGAAGGAUCCAAACUGCAUUUCUGGAUAAAAUCAAAUCUCAGGAACUAUUUCUUCAGAAUAAACUUUCUACAGAUAUCUGUUUCCAGGAAAAAAGCAUUUCUUGAUUGUAAUCCAAACAGGUCCUGAUUAUUUUCUUCUUGUUCUUCAUCUAUCAGCUAGGGUUGUUGUUGUGUUGAUUAUCUGCAAUGGCAAUGGCUGCGGCUCUCCGACGUGAAGGAAGGCGAUUUGCUCCUCUGGUAUCAUCCUCUUCUUCCAUCCUCAACAAUGCUGCUGCUGCUGUUCGAUCCUCGCUUCUCUCGGAGGGGUUGGGUCCUGAAGGAGCUCGUUCAAUUUCUACUCAAGUUGUCAGGAAUCGGAUGAAAAGUGUUAAGAACAUCCAGAAAAUCACAAAGGCAAUGAAAAUGGUUGCAGCUUCAAAGCUUAGAGCAAUUCAAGUGAGGGCAGAAAAUUCACGUGGCUUGUGGCAGCCAUUUACAGCACUUCUUGGGGAUGUUCCCAGCAUUGAUGUGAAGAAGAAUGUUAUCGUGACAAUUUCCUCUGACAAAGGGCUCUGUGGUGGGAUCAAUUCUACAUCAGUCAAGAUCAGCAAGGGUUUUUACAAGAUAAAUUCUGGUCCCGAUAAAGAAAUAAAAUAUGUCAUUUUGGGAGAAAAGGCCAAGGCUCAGAUGGUGCGUGACUCUAAGAAGGAUAUUGAGAUGUCCAUAACAGAGUUGCAGAAAAAUCCUCUGAAUUAUACUCAGGUUUCUGUUCUUGCAGAUGAUAUUCUAAAGAAUGUCGAGUAUGAUGCUCUUAGGAUUGUUUUCAACAAGUUCCACUCUGUUGUCUCAUUUGUGCCAACAGUGUCAACUGUGUUAUCUCCCGCGGUGGUGGAAAGAGAAUCUGAAGCCGGAGGAAAGCUUGGUGAUUUGGAUUCUUAUGAAGUAGAAGGGGGAGAGACUAAAGCAGAAGUGCUUCAAAAUCUUACAGAAUUUCAAUUUUCUUGUGUUAUGUUCAAUGCGGUUUUGGAGAACGCAUGCAGUGAGCAAGGAGCGAGGAUGUCUGCCAUGGAUAGCUCAAGCAGGAAUGCUGGAGAAAUGCUUGAUCGGCUCACACUUACUUAUAACAGAACCCGUCAAGCAUCGAUUACCACCGAGCUGAUCGAGAUCAUAUCGGGAGCUUCGGCACUGACUGGAUAAAUUUGCAAAGACUGUCAGCGUAGUGUUCCUGACCAUUCCGAUCAAGGUUUUGUUUUGUGGCCUGUGUUGCACUUCUUUGAUUCUUUGUUGCACUUCUCUGAUUCUUGGUUUCAUGGGUCAGAUCUUUUUUGAACUAAAUAAUAUUGAGCAUCAUCAUAAUAUAGCCCAAUCGUUUCAUGAGUGUCACAUCCUCCUGCAUUCUUUUCAGAUCUGAUAUUUUUCUUGACUUUCUGUAAUUUUCUUUAUUGGAUUUUCCAUGAGUUGAAUUUAUAUGAUGUGGAUAAUAGCUGCCCACACAUCCACUGUACAUGGCACACUACAGAUUUUGAGCCUUAAGUGUGGGUGUUUUAUAUCCUUCAAUGGAUGAUCGUGGGAGUCCAAUCUGCGGCAAUCAAAUGGUUGGAAAGUAACUGAA